AUGCAGACCUCCAUUUUCUCCCUUCUAGCUGUUGCCGGCCUUGUUGCCGCCAUGCCUCAACCCGAUGGCACGCAGCCUACACCCACGGGCACCUCGCCCACAGGCACCAACGCGAGCUCGGUACCCUCGGUGACGUGCAGCCCGGGACCCACUGUCGACUACACCGUCUCAGCGGGUGACACCCUGACCAUCAUCUCCCAGAAGCUGAGCUCUGGCAUUUGCGACAUUGCGAAGCUCAACAACCUCGCCAACCCAGGCUUCAUCAACCUGGACCAGGUCCUCAAGGUCCCCACCUACCCGUGCAGCCCGGACAACACCUCCUGCCUCGCCGAGCCCUCCGACGACAAUGAGUGCGUCGAGAGCGGCGAAGCCACCCACACCAUUGUGUCGGGUGAGACCUUCUUCAUUGUUGCUUCUAGCUUGGGAUUGACGGUGGAUGCCCUCCAGGCUGCCAACCCUGGUGUCGACCCUUUGCUGUUGCAGAUUGGACAGGUCAUCAACGUCCCUGUCUGCACCUCGGAGUUGUAA
This is a messenger RNA of Diaporthe amygdali, 528 nucleotides long. RefSeq lists its product as uncharacterized. The transcript is spliced from 2 exons. Bases 1 to 528 code for a protein of 175 amino acids. Lineage: Eukaryota; Fungi; Ascomycota; Sordariomycetes; Diaporthales; Diaporthaceae. The record is from RefSeq and is a predicted model, not a curated record.